CUUGGUCGAAUGUCUCUCGACUUGCAAUCGUAAGUACGUACCACCAUCAGCACUUCACCAUUUCCACAAGUGCUGCCUUGCUCUGAACACCAGAUUCACUCUUUCGCUCUAGCAAAGACCAUUUUAACACCAUUUUCAUAUGAUCGGCAUAUCCUGGACCUUUGGAUAGUACAUAAUCUGGCACAUACUUCUCCUGCUUGAACUUCCUCCAAGGAGGUUGCUACGCAAUGGCCACGCAAAGCCAUGAACCACAAGAUGUCAAGGCCGAAUUGAAAAAGGUCAUUGACGGAAACGUUGACAAAGAGAAGCUCAAGGCCAAGUUUGAUCUCUCCAACUUCGAGCCCAAUGCCGUUCUGCGAGGUAUGCAGCUCACCCUGGUAGGGGCACAUCGAGCUCUCCAGAACCCCGCGCUCUUCACAUCGGAUCACUAUCGCCAAGCUGCCAUAGCAGUUGCGGUCGGUAUCGCAAUUAGACUCCUUGUCUCCCUACCUGUCCUUGGCGUUCGGCUCGUGUUAUGGACUAUAUCACUGUUCUAUUCCCUUGACCGUGUGCAAUGGGACGACUCCGUAAUCAACGGUCUUCACUUCAUUGAGGAGUACGUCCUGCAGGUACCCUUCUUUCUAAUGACGCUGAUGCGCUAUGUGGACCCAACCUUGGACAAUCUGUUCAUGCGCUCGCUGGAAUGGGUAGACAUCACAUACGUGCAGAAGCACAAGUCCGAGAAUCCCGAUACUCUCAGAGAUAUGUAUUAUCCCAACCUCAAGUCCUACGAGGCUGCCAAGAAGCAGCGUGAACCCUCUCAGGGUGCGAAGAAACCGCUCAUGGCAUUCCUCAUGCGCUUCGUUCGAAAGGGCGGUAUAUCCUUGGCGGUUUUCAGUCUGUCCUACGUGCCGUACAUUGGUAGAUUCGUUCUACCUGCGGCAAGUUUCUACACCUUCAAUAAGGCUGUCGGCGCCGGUCCUGCAACAGUUAUAUUUGGCACCGGUGUUUUCCUGCCUCGCAGAUAUCUGGUCGUCUUUCUGCAGACAUACUUCUCCUCGCGAAGUCUCAUGCGGGAGCUUCUCGAGCCGUACUUUGCCCGCGUACACUUUGACAAAGCACAGAAGAAGCGCUGGUUCAGGAGCCGGGAAGGUGUUCUCUUCGGGUUCGGUCUUGGCUUCUACUGGCUCGUAAAGGUGCCUCUUGUGGGAGUCCUCAUCUAUGGGAUCGCCGAAGCGUCGACGGCGUACCUUAUCACCAAGAUUACCGAGCCGCCGCCACCUGUGAGUGAAGCACAGAAGUUUGUUGAAGCUGAGCAAGAGUGGAAGAACAAGCACGAGUUCUUGAACUUAUCGCUCACGAAUCUUGACCUCGUGCGAACGGAGAAGACGGCAAGCGAAUAAUGGGCUUAAAACGACCGGGCUUCGGCUUAUCACGACGUGUUGCGGAGGCUUCCACGGGGGCGGAUAGAC
Emericellopsis atlantica is the source of this 1451-nucleotide messenger RNA. RefSeq lists its product as uncharacterized. The record is from RefSeq and is a predicted model, not a curated record. The transcript has 4 exons. The coding region runs from base 228 to 1382 and encodes 384 amino acids. NCBI's taxonomy places the organism in Eukaryota, Fungi, Ascomycota, Sordariomycetes, Hypocreales, Bionectriaceae.